Aspergillus oryzae RIB40 is the source of this 1284-nucleotide messenger RNA. RefSeq names its product putative membrane bound cation transporter. Gene Ontology annotation, cellular component: fungal-type vacuole membrane. Gene Ontology annotation, biological process: intracellular calcium ion homeostasis; calcium ion transmembrane transport. NCBI's taxonomy places the organism in Eukaryota, Fungi, Ascomycota, Eurotiomycetes, Eurotiales, Aspergillaceae. Gene Ontology annotation, molecular function: calcium:proton antiporter activity. The record is from RefSeq and is a predicted model, not a curated record. The transcript is spliced from 5 exons. Bases 1 to 1284 code for a protein of 427 amino acids.
AUGGACGAUACAAAUGGAGCAAUCGGGGCUUCGGCGCCUCUGCUCCGAGGACUGGACUCUGAGCCCCUGACAUCAAUUCCACCAAUCAUCGUCAGAUAUCGGCACGGCAGAGAUGGCAGCAUCCGGUUCGUCAGCCAUACGAAACAUGCCCUCUGUCACAGCUGGGUCAAUGUUCUGCUCGUAUUCGUGCCCGUUGGCAUUGCCGUCAAAGCCGUCGGCUUAAGCGCGGGGCUUAUCUUUGCCAUGAAUGCCAUUGCCAUCAUUCCCCUGGCCGGUCUAUUGAGCCAUGCUACCGAAUGUGUCGCGAGUCGUUUGGGAGACACCAUCGGUGCUCUCAUCAACGUCACUUUCGGAAAUGCGGUAGAGCUCAUUAUCUUCAUUAUCGCACUCGUGAAGGACGAAAUUCGAGUGGUUCAAGCCUCCUUGUUAGGUUCCAUUCUAGCGAACCUGCUGCUUAUCAUGGGAAUGGCCUUCCUCCUGGGAGGUCUUCGUUUCCAGGAACAAAUCUACAACAGCACUGUUACUCAAAUGAGUGCAUGUCUUCUCAGCUUGAGUGUCAUGAGUUUGCUUUUGCCCACCGCUUUCCACGCCUCAUGGUCGGACAACACCGCUGCUGAUAAAUAUACCCUGAAAGUCAGCCGCGGAACUAGUGUGGUCUUGCUUCUUGUUUACGUCCUCUACAUUGUCUUCCAACUCAAGUCCCACUCCUAUCUAUAUGCCAGUAUCCCACAACAGAUCAUCGACGAGGAAUCACACCCUGGUGUUCUGGCCGACUUUAUGAACCAUUCUUCAGAUUCCUCCAGCAUUGUCAUGUUGCUUCUCUCUACUGGCUUGGUCGCUGUCUGUGCCGAAUUUCUAGUGGACGCAAUUCCCGAGAUGAUCGAAAGCUCAUCCGUCAGUGAGGCCUUCAUCGGUCUAAUCAUUCUUCCCAUUGUUGGUAAUGCAGCGGAACACGUUACCGCCGUCAGUGUGGCUACAAAGAACAAAAUGGAUUUGUCCAUCGGUGUCUCUGUUGGUAGUAGUAUUCAAAUCGCCAUUUUCGUCACCCCUCUGGUGGUCAUUCUCGGCUGGUGUAUGGACAAAGACAUGUCCUUGUACUUCACUCUCUUCGAGACUAUAAGUCUUUUCGUCACCGCGUUUGUGGUGAACUUCCUGGUGUUGGAUGGUCGCAGUAACUAUCUCGAAGGCGCUCUUUUGAUUGCCGCCUAUGUGAUUAUUGGUGUUGCUGCGUUCUUCUACCCCCCUGCUAGUCAAUCUAGCGAUGUUGCUAGUGCUGGGUAUUAG